CUUUCCUCUGCUUCUAGGAAACACGAACCCUAGCGGAGAUUGCCAAAGUAGAACUGGACAACAUGCCACUCCGUGGAAAGCAGCUGCGUGUGCGCUUUGCCUGCCAUAGUGCAUCCCUUACAGUCCGAAACCUUCCUCAGUAUGUUUCCAAUGAACUGCUGGAGGAAGCCUUUUCGGUGUUUGGCCAGGUGGAAAGGGCUGUAGUCAUUGUGGAUGAUCGAGGAAGGCCCUCAGGAAAAGGCAUUGUUGAAUUCUCAGGGAAGCCAGCUGCUCGGAAAGCUCUGGACAGGUGCAGUGAAGGCUCCUUCCUGCUAACCACAUUUCCUCGGCCUGUGACUGUGGAGCCCAUGGACCAGUUGGAUGAUGAAGAGGGACUUCCAGAGAAGCUGGUUAUAAAGAACCAGCAAUUUCACAAGGAGCGAGAGCAGCCACCCAGAUUUGCACAGCCUGGCUCCUUUGAGUAUGAGUAUGCCAUGCGCUGGAAGGCACUCAUUGAGAUGGAGAAGCAGCAGCAGGACCAAGUGGACCGCAACAUCAAGGAAGCUCGUGAGAAGCUGGAGAUGGAGAUGGAGGCUGCUCGCCAUGAGCACCAGGUUAUGCUAAUGAGACAGGAUUUGAUGAGGCGUCAAGAAGAACUUCGGAGGAUGGAAGAGCUGCACAACCAAGAAGUGCAAAAACGAAAGCAGCUGGAACUCAGGCAGGAGGAGGAACGCAGGCGCCGUGAGGAAGAGAUGCGGCGGCAACAGGAAGAAAUGAUGCGGCGACAGCAGGAAGGAUUCAAGGGAACAUUCCCCGAUGCGAGAGAACAGGAGAUACGGAUGGGCCAGAUGGCUAUGGGAGGUGCUAUGGGCAUCAACAACAGAGGCGCCAUGCCCCCUGCUCCAGUGCCAGCAGGUACCCCAGCUCCUCCAGGACCUGCCACUAUGAUGCCAGAUGGAACCUUGGGAUUGACCCCACCAACAACUGAACGCUUUGGCCAAGCUGCUACAAUGGAAGGAAUUGGGGCAAUUGGUGGAACCCCUCCUGCAUUCAACCGUGCAGCUCCUGGAGCUGAAUUUGCUCCAAACAAACGUCGCCGAUACUAAUAAAAAUUUCAAUGUCUAGUUUCCCAAAAACCCUUAAAAGAAGGACCCUUUUUGGACUAGCCAGAAUUCUGCCCUGGAAAAGUGUUAGGGAUUCCUCCCAAUAGUUAGGUCUUCCUUGCCUGUACUACUCUGAGGGAGUUUGCUGGAGGCUGAGGGCAAGGGAGGGGCGAUAUUUAACAAAUCAGUUCUGUGUGGUAUAUCGUUUAACUAAUUGAUUUUGUGUGGUGCAUUCCUGAAGUCUCAUGUGAUUGUUGAGGGCCUGUGGGGGGGGACCAUGGCAAAAUGGAUCCAGUUAGAGCCCCCAUUAAUCUUGAUCAUUCCAUUCUUUGUCCAUCUUGUUCUAUUUGGUUCCUCAUUAUACCCUCCAACCCCAGAGACACUGCCAUAUACACCACAAAAACAAGCAUCCCCCAAUGACCUUAGCCCCAUUGUUCCAUUCACUCGCAGGUGGGAAUUCAGGCCAAUGUCCACAGAGGUCACAGACAACAUACAUACGGUUCUGUUAUAUCCCAUAUAUUAGCCCUUCAUGUCCUAAGGAAGACAUUUUCUCUUAGAGAUUUUCAUUUUAGUGUAUCUUUAAAAAAAAAUCUUGUGUUAAGUUGCCUCCAUCUUUUUUCUUGGGUUAGGACAACCCAGGAACGGCCCUUUUGUGUCUAUGAUGUUGCUGUUCACAGCUUUUCUUGAUAGGCCUAGUACAAUCUUGGGAACAGGGUUGCUGUAUGCUGAAGGUCGGACAGUAGCUCUUAGCCUUGCCUAUCUUAGGUAGUUACGCUGUGCAUUUUUUUUUAUUGGUGUACCAUGUUUGAUUUGUCCCUGAUAUCUUUGGAGUUUUUCUGAGAAAUGGAGCAGUAAUACAGCAUCAACUUAUUAAAAUACAUUUUAAGCCUUUUAA
Leptonychotes weddellii (Weddell seal) is the source of this 1977-nucleotide messenger RNA. Lineage: Eukaryota; Metazoa; Chordata; Mammalia; Carnivora; Phocidae. The record is from RefSeq and is a predicted model, not a curated record.